UUUCAUUAAAAUACAUGUCAGAUCGUCUUUAAUGUCGUGGUUUAAUAUUUGUGAAGAGUGUGAACAGUAUAGCCUACGUCUUCAAUGAUAUCCUGUAAUUCCUGUUCUUUACACUUGGGUUCUUAUUACAUUUCAAGUGGAACAACAAGGAAAUAUGAAACUAAUCACUGACAGGACUCGGGGACAAAACAGCUCCACCUUCAACACAUCAGGGAAGAGUUAGGCUAUCUCGCAGUCUGGACAGUAAAAUAUACACAAUUGCUCAUAAGGUUGAAGCAGCAUGUCUCUGACAGUGUCUCAGGGUGAGGGAAUGAUGGUCAUCACCGUCACCUCAAACCCAAAGAGCAGAUGGCCCGUACUGUGUCAGAUUCUGAGUUCUCUGUGCUAUGGUCCAGUGUGUUUUGCAUCUCAGGAUAUGGAGGAGAAGCUGACAGACACCCAGAGAGUUAUUAGGAUUGUACAGAUAGUAGUUGCAGUCAUGAAUCUUGUGUUGGGAUGUUUUGGCAUGAUCUUCUUUUUUGUUACCACUUCGGCCAGCAGUAUGGUGUUGUCGGUUCUUCAGCUCUGUGUGGCUAUCAGUUUCUGUGUUUUAACCAUAAAAUCUUUGUGCAAGAAGGGUGGGAGUGCAAAGUUGGUGGAGAACACAACUUCAGAAUCUAGAAGUGGAAAAAGCCAAUAUUCACUUCCGUUUGGUCACAGUUGUAGCAUGACUCUUGCAUUGACUCAGGAUAUGGAAGAUAAGCUGACAGACACUCACACAGCACUUGGGACUGUACAGAUAAUGGUUGGUGUCAUGAAUAUCACAAUGGGUUGUUUUGGCUUCGUCUUUGCUUUUUGGAUCGGCAGUGUGUUCCUUGUUGUUGGAGUUAUGUGUGUUCUUGCAGUGAUGGUUCCCCGUCCCAGGCUGCUGGUCAUCACAGUGGUUCUGAAUGUAGUCAGUGCUGCACUAGCUAUCACAGCUGCUGUGCUGUAUUCAGUGGACCUGGCAAUGGGAAGCAGUUUAAGCUGUUACAGAGAACAUUAUUAUUAUUCAUCUAAUAAUGACCGGCUUAACCGUAAAGGGAGUAACUUUGAGUCCUGUUUUUACUACAAAAAUCUCAGUCAGAUGAUGCUCGGAGGACUAGAUAUCAUGAUGAUAGUGCUGUCUGUCCUUCAGCUCUGUGUGACCAUCAGUUUCUGUGUUUUGACUGGAAAAGCUUUGUGCAAGAAGGAUGAAGAAGCAAAGUCUGUGGAGGAUCCAGAACUUCACAAGCCGCUCCUGGAAGACGCCACUGCUGGUGCUGCAUGUUAAAGAAACAAGAUAUAAAGCAACAAAUAUAUACAGUACAUACAACACCUCUCAAUAUAGUAGUGAGAUGAUUUCCUAUGUUUAUUCUUAUCAGCUGUUUUCCUUAAACAUUUGGUUACUGCUAGAAAAUGAGGGGCUGAUUUUUGAAAUAAAUGUCUUGAGCACUUUGGCAUCA
Sinocyclocheilus anshuiensis is the source of this 1463-nucleotide messenger RNA. RefSeq lists its product as uncharacterized. Bases 281 to 1291 code for a protein of 336 amino acids. The transcript has 12 exons. Gene Ontology annotation, cellular component: membrane. Lineage: Eukaryota; Metazoa; Chordata; Actinopteri; Cypriniformes; Cyprinidae. The record is from RefSeq and is a predicted model, not a curated record.